Eurytemora carolleeae is the source of this 1931-nucleotide messenger RNA. Its product is annotated as phospholipase D3. Gene Ontology annotation, molecular function: catalytic activity. The transcript has 13 exons. Bases 34 to 1527 code for a protein of 497 amino acids. NCBI's taxonomy places the organism in Eukaryota, Metazoa, Arthropoda, Copepoda, Calanoida, Temoridae. The record is from RefSeq and is a predicted model, not a curated record.
UUUCUAAAAGAGAUAAACCAUUAAUAAUGCAGAAUGGAGAAAACACAGGAUAACCCCGAGAAGAAUAAGAUGGGGUUUAAAAACCUCCUGAUGAACGGAGGAUUGGAGAAGAAGCAGAAAAAGAAGAACUCGCGGAUUCUCUCCUUCGACUCUAUCGACGUGUUCGAGGAUAACUUUAGUAUCUCCGAUACAAGACCUGGGACACCCUGUAAGCUCUCCUACUUUCCCAUCAGUAUCAUUCUAAUCCUCAUCAUCAUCAUUGUUCUUCUUCCUGUCUUCAAUCAUAGGCUUGCUUUCAAUCCAGAUUUACUCGGCCCGAUAGCUCCACCUCCCUGCUCUGAUACCUGUGAUAUCUCCCUGGUUGAAUCUAUCCCGGAGAACCUUGUGUAUAAUUCAUCAGUUCUAAGAAAGUCAACGUAUUCAGCUUGGAAGGAACUUCUAAAUAUCUCCGAGAGUAGAAUAGAACUAGCAGGAAUGUAUUGGACUCUCAGGGGUAAGGAUAUACAAUAUGAGGAUGAAUCUGCGUGGCAAGGAGAGGAUAUAUUUAAGAAUAUUAAAUCAGCUGUAAAGGAGAAAGGGUUAGAACUAUGGAUAGCACAAAAUCAACCCAACCCUGAAGAACCAAACCUAGAUACAGAGGAUCUGGAGCAAACUGUCGGAGCAAGGGUUCGAAGCUUAAAUUUUACCAGGUUGGUUGGAGCUGGAAUCCUUCAUACUAAACUAUGGUUAGUGGAUCGGAAACAUUUCUAUGUAGGAUCCGCUAACUUUGAUUGGAGAUCUCUGACACAGGUGAAGGAGGUAGGUGUGCUUGUAAAGAACUGUCCCUGUUUAGCGGAGGAUAUGGGUAAAAUCUGGGAUGUUUACUGGGCUCUAGGUGCACCUGGAGCUAGUGUUCCUAAAUCCUGGCCAGACUCUCUUUCAACCCAGAUUAACCUGGAUACUCCUGUAUCCGUCCUCAACUCUCAUCUUUCUGUCUCUAUUUCAAGUUCUCCGCCCCCGUUCUGUCCUCAAGGCCGGGAUAGUGAUAUUGAAGCCAUUCUCCGGACUAUAGAUAGUGCUAAAGAGUUUGUACGGGUUGCUGUGAUGGAUUACUAUCCUGCAACCCUAUACAGGUCCCACACACAGUUCUGGCCCGUCAUAGAUAAUGCACUACGGAAAGCUGCGAUAGAGAGAAAGGUUAAGGUUGAGUUACUUCUCAGUGAUUGGGAUCAUACUAUUCCAUCCAUGCUCUACUAUCUCCGAUCUCUCCAGGCCCUGAAUGGAGUCGCUCCUGGAGUGCAUAUCAGGGUUCGUAUGUUCCGGGUUCCGUCUUUUACUCCUGCGCAGAAGAAAGUCCCGUUUGGUCGAGUGAACCACAACAAAUAUCUAGUUACCGAGUCCACGGGGUUUGUAGGGACAUCUAAUUGGUCUGCGGAUUAUUUUAUUUCCACCGGCGGAAUUGGUUUUGUCUUUGCCGGAGCACUGAGGAACGAUCUUGAGGAGUUGUUCCAAAGAGACUGGAACAGUUCCUAUGCCAGCGAUCUGUAAGGAUGGAUUCGAAUGAAACUAUUUGAAAUCUUUAAGAGAUUAAAUUUAGUGUAAAUUGUAAUAUGUGGAGUAACAUGAGUGAUUCACAUAAAAGAACUAAAUCAAAACCUUAUCAAUCGAUACCGUCGACAUCGUCUCAACUGUUUAAAAGCGAGAUGCAUGACGUCACUUAUUAAAUGGUCAUGGAGUAAUAUUAGGACAUCUGAUUUAAAUUUGUUGGAAACGUAUCAAGUCCUACCAUGGUAUAAUCUUCCCAGAAUAAACACAAAGGAAACAAAAUAAGCGACACCUUCAGAACUGAAGAGGUUUAGUUUAUCAUGAGUUAUCAUAAACCUGGAUAAAGUAAUAUUUUAAAGAUAUAUAUUUACUCUCUACAGUUCUCCUAUUAAACAUAUCUCAAACUU